This is a messenger RNA of Wallemia ichthyophaga EXF-994, 411 nucleotides long. Its product is annotated as AP-1 complex subunit sigma-1. Gene Ontology annotation, cellular component: intracellular membrane-bounded organelle; AP-1 adaptor complex. The record is from RefSeq and is a predicted model, not a curated record. The coding region runs from base 1 to 411 and encodes 136 amino acids. The transcript is spliced from 2 exons. Gene Ontology annotation, molecular function: clathrin-cargo adaptor activity. Gene Ontology annotation, biological process: protein transport; vesicle-mediated transport. NCBI's taxonomy places the organism in Eukaryota, Fungi, Basidiomycota, Wallemiomycetes, Wallemiales, Wallemiaceae.
AUGACUCAACCGAAAAUCAAGUCCAAGCUGAUCAAGGACGUCACACAGCUCGUACUCAGUAGAAGGACUAAAAUGUGCAAUUUCUUGGAAUACAAAGAUUCAAAGAUCGUUUACAGGAGAUACGCCAGUUUAUUCUUUAUCUGCGGGGUCAGCCAUAAUGAUAACGAGUUGAUUGCACUUGAAGUUAUCCACAGAUACGUUGAAAUAUUAGACAGAUACUUUGGUAACGUUUGCGAGUUGGAUUUGAUUUUCAACUUCCAAAAGGCCUUCUCGAUACUUGAUGAGCUGAUUAUAGCUGGAGAGCUGCAAGAAUCUUCCAAGAAAAAUGUGCUUAGGAAUGUCUCUCAAGCUGACGCCAUACAAGAUACUGAAGAAUCUCAAGAAAGCAUCACCUCUAUAAAAUCUAGAUAG